Puccinia triticina is the source of this 345-nucleotide messenger RNA. RefSeq lists its product as uncharacterized. The transcript has 2 exons. The record is from RefSeq and is a predicted model, not a curated record. Bases 1 to 345 code for a protein of 114 amino acids. NCBI's taxonomy places the organism in Eukaryota, Fungi, Basidiomycota, Pucciniomycetes, Pucciniales, Pucciniaceae.
AUGACUGUCUAUAUUCCUCGUGCAAAUAUCCAUCUCCAAGCUGGUCCAGAUGACGAACCGAUGCUCGAUGCAAAAUGUCCUUUUACCCAGUUCUCAAUCCGCGGUGGCCUCCUCCAGAAACGGUCAACAGCCUCCCCACCUCCCCCACUCUCCACACCCACUGCUCCCAUCUCCAUCCUCACAAGCAUCACUCUCGAAAGUAUCCUAAUCUUGAUAAUCCUUCCUAUCUGCUCCACCAACAUCCUUCCUGCCAGCUUUCUGUACCCUCUUAUCUCCCCCCCAGCACUAACUCCGCCCGGAGCUCGCUCCGCCAGCUGUCUCUUGUCCACCAAUCGCUGCUACUAG